This is a messenger RNA of Lacerta agilis (Sand lizard), 2687 nucleotides long. It is a transcript of the gene WNT7A, whose product is annotated as Wnt family member 7A. Lineage: Eukaryota; Metazoa; Chordata; Lepidosauria; Squamata; Lacertidae. Gene Ontology annotation, cellular component: extracellular region. The transcript is spliced from 4 exons. Gene Ontology annotation, biological process: positive regulation of JNK cascade; multicellular organism development; neuron differentiation. The record is from RefSeq and is a predicted model, not a curated record. The coding region runs from base 62 to 1111 and encodes 349 amino acids. Gene Ontology annotation, molecular function: frizzled binding; cytokine activity.
UAUAAGGGGGGAAAGACAUAAUUUCGCAUGUUGAUCUGAAACCCAACAACCAACGAGGAAUAUGAACAGGAAAACCAGGCGCUGGAUAUUCCACAUCUUUCUGAGCCUAGGGAUUGUCUAUAUAAAAAUUGGGGGCUUCUCCUCCGUCGUGGCUCUGGGGGCCAGCAUCAUCUGCAACAAGAUCCCGGGCCUAGCUCCUCGACAGAGGGCGAUCUGUCAGAGCAGACCCGAUGCCAUCAUAGUGAUCGGAGAAGGCUCCCAAAUGGGCAUCAACGAGUGCCAGUUUCAGUUUCGCAAUGGACGGUGGAAUUGCUCCGCUCUGGGCGAGAGGACGGUCUUUGGAAAAGAGCUGAAAGUGGGUAGUAGAGAAGCAGCGUUCACCUACGCCAUCAUUGCUGCUGGAGUAGCGCAUGCGAUCACUGCUGCCUGCACCCAGGGGAACCUGAGCGACUGUGGCUGCGACAAGGAAAAACAGGGACAGUACCACAAAGACGAAGGAUGGAAAUGGGGAGGCUGCUCUGCAGACAUCCGAUAUGGGAUAGGAUUCGCCAAAGUGUUUGUGGACGCAAGGGAGAUUAAGCAGAAUGCAAGGACGCUCAUGAAUUUGCACAACAACGAGGCGGGGCGAAAGAUCCUUGAAGAGAACAUGAAGUUGGAAUGCAAGUGCCACGGUGUGUCGGGAUCAUGUACUACUAAGACAUGCUGGACAACUCUUCCUAAAUUCAGGGAGCUGGGCUACAUCCUUAAGGACAAAUACAAUGAAGCCGUUCAGGUUGAACCAGUGAGGGCAAGUCGCAAUAAACGCCCAACUUUUCUUAAGAUAAAGAAACCACUCUCCUACCGUAAGCCCAUGGAUACAGAUUUAGUGUACAUAGAGAAAUCACCUAACUACUGUGAAGAGGACCCUGUCACUGGAAGUGUGGGAACACAGGGCAGAAUGUGCAACAAAACAGCCCAGCAGACCAAUGGCUGUGACCUGAUGUGUUGCGGUCGAGGUUAUAAUACUCAUCAGUAUUCAAGAGUGUGGCAGUGCAACUGUAAAUUUCAUUGGUGCUGUUAUGUUAAAUGUAAUACGUGCAGUGAAAGAACAGAAGUGUACACCUGUAAAUGAAAGUGUGGCUUGGGAGGGGGAACCUACAGCCUUGGAAUAAACACAUUUUUUUUUGCACAUAAGCUCAGUGCACCUACACACGACUGUAGCAAAGACCCACACUGUUUCCGAAAGGAAAACCAGCAAAUGGAUCCCAUCUUCCCCUCUUAAUAUAUCAACUCUUAUGUGGAGACCCAUCAAAGACUUAGAGAAAUAGUCCAAAAACAACACCAGACUUUUUUUUAAAAAGGAAACAGAAACAAACAAGUCACCUAAUACAAAAAAAUAAGUGGGGGGGAGAUGCUCUUAAAUAUUCUGCGCCUUCAGAACAUAAUUUAUUGACUGCCUUAAGGGAAAAAGCCCAAAGCAAGGGGCUCUUUCGGACUGGAUGAGCGAGAGAUUGAAAGGCACCAUGCAUAAAGAGAGGGCUGGGGGAACAAACGAUUCUUAAACAUGGUCUUUGCACAGGAUGGGGUGACAAUGGACCAGUGUGAAUUUCAACUUAAAGAGAGUGGAUUAAGCAGAUUUAGGGAUUUCUACACUUGUGAAAAGCUUCUGCUGGUCCUUCUGUCUUUCCGUUUUUUUUCAGACAAUGUGCUACUGCAAGUAGGAUUGUUGAUGUUUUCCAUAUAAACACUGGUUUAUCUGCCUUUUUGUCGUGCUGCAGAUAUUUUAGCACAGGGAUUUGGGACAUCUGGGCAUAAUAAUAAUAGCAAUAUUUAACAAUUUAUCCAGAUAAAGCUAAUAUUAAUUUAUUUAAUUAAAAAGACUCUACCGACAUUUUUAAAAAACCAUUUUGCAUUUAGAUAGCCUGCUUUUUUGUGGAAUAAUUUUGUAGAUAUGGAAAGGAGGGGACACCCUUGAGCUGUAUAUAUUAUUGUUUACUCAGAUAUUUCUACUAGUUGGAAUUGCAGGAUGUUUUUUUCUGCAAUAAUAGAUGUUAAGUACAAAAGCAGGCAUCUUUUAUAAUUUGUUUGGCUGUUUGCUGCUAGUUGUCUGGAAUCUCAAACUGAUAUUCAUCUUCACCUAGAUACCAGUGCAUAACAUGUCCAGUUUUUUUUAAAUUUUAUUUUAAGGAGCAUUACAUAAAUCCAGUUGGAAAUAAUGCAUCACAUAUAAAUGCAAAACUCCAGACAAGUUUCCAUCUUUGGAAAAUGAACCAUAGGAUAAAAGAGUAUAUUUUGUAAGAGACUAUUUUUAUAUGAAUAUUUUAUUUAUACUAUGUCUGCUUGUAUAAUUCUAUAACCUGUACUUUUUCUCAAAACAGGCACACAAUUUGUAAUUGUUAGGCUAUUUAACAGAUAAAGGCUGAUUACUUUGUUGACCUGAAAGUAGCAAGCUGGAUGCAUUCAGUUGUUACUGGUGGAUGUACAAAAUACAGAAUGAAUUUUCUCUCCGGAUGUAUGUACAACGUGGCUCUUUUCCUGCAGUUCAAUUUGCAGAAUAUGCAGAACAAGAACAGGGUAUGUAGCAUCAGUUUUGUCACAUGGUUUGAAUUCAUGGUUGGUAUUAACUGGAUGCUCCUUUAUCCCAUUCAGAAAAAAAUCUGAAUUAGCUUCCCUGAUGCAUCAGUCAUUAAACUGUGGCGUUAUGACUA